This is a messenger RNA of Mesocestoides corti, 744 nucleotides long. The record is from the annotation of a GenBank genome assembly. Lineage: Eukaryota; Metazoa; Platyhelminthes; Cestoda; Cyclophyllidea; Mesocestoididae.
AUGUCAGUUGGAGCGCGUGAUUUAUCAAGUGGUGAAUUGUCGUCCCGUAGCUCCGAUGACGAGGGCGAAUGUCGUUUACCACCAGCAAAAAUACCUCGUAUACUCAUCCGUCAGUAUGUGGACUCAUCUAACUCGCAUAGGCAAGAAUUCUAACGUGGCGCGGAGACGUACUCAUUCGAGGUUUCGGAGGCAGAUGAGGCAGCUGAAGAUGGCGUCAAAUUGGGCAGCCGGAAGCGUCUACUGAAGGAGAGACUUCCUCCACGCUCGUUUGACAGGUCGGUCUCCCGUGAGCACUAUGGCGUGGACUUUGACAGCCCUCCAGCCAAUGUUGUGACCGCCAUCACGAAUUUUCUUGAUGAACAGCGUGAGGAUCUGGUGGAACUCAUCGUGAAAACCCUCGGAGUAAAACGCGCUCUGGAGUUUUGUUACCUAACCGAGGAUAUUGAAAACGCCGGUGGUCUGCCCACGGCCGAUGGAAGCCGUCGAAGAACGCCGGGUGGCGUGUACUUCCUGACAAUCCGACGCUCCGACACGGUCUCCCGCGAAGAGCGAAAGGUCAUUUUUAGGGAGACCUCGACGGAGAAGGCGCUCAAGAAGCGACUUCGGCAAGCCCAACGUCGACGCGGAAGACGAGGUGCAGAGGCCAAAUUGUCCGACCCACCUGCAGCCAACUGCGACAACAGCUGUGAUUUCGAAAACCUGCCUUCGCCCAACGUGUACCUUGACGAGCCGGAUGUGGACUAA